This is a messenger RNA of Acipenser ruthenus (sterlet), 13667 nucleotides long. RefSeq names its product CREB-regulated transcription coactivator 1-like. The transcript has 15 exons. The record is from RefSeq and is a predicted model, not a curated record. The coding region runs from base 482 to 2404 and encodes 640 amino acids. NCBI's taxonomy places the organism in Eukaryota, Metazoa, Chordata, Actinopteri, Acipenseriformes, Acipenseridae. Gene Ontology annotation, cellular component: cytoplasm; nucleus. Gene Ontology annotation, molecular function: cAMP response element binding protein binding. Gene Ontology annotation, biological process: positive regulation of transcription by RNA polymerase II; protein homotetramerization.
AGUUACAUUAUACAACAUUGGAUAAGGAAAUCAGCUGCUUUUGGUGCCAGUAAAAAUCCUACUGGUGACUAUUGCAGCCUGGCUCGUGCAAAAUAAAAAAUAUUACCGGUAAAACAUGAACUUCACAACCGCACAUUUAUUUCUCAUUUAUAAAAAUGUUUUACUAUUGUAAUCAAUUUCGUGGUUUUGUGAAUGGUUUCUUUUGUGCUCAUUAUAUAGAGAAUAACGCUAACGUGUAUAAUUCACCUGUGGCAGAGCUGGAGACAUGAGUAAAUCACGGUUCAGGGGAAACAGACUUCAAAAAACAACUCCACGUCUCGUAAUAUUUAGUCAAAAAAGUUAUUAUCAAAUCAUGACAGCCGCAUUCAUGAAAUUACUGUAGUGUAUUCAAACAGUACCGAGCGUCCUCAUGACAGCGUGGUGACGUCGCCGACGCGCUGCUACGUCCCCGCAGAGGGAAAGAGGAGGAGAAGAGCGGAAGAUGGCGACCUCAAACAAUCCACGGAAAUUCAGCGAGAAAAUCGCUUUACAUAACCAGAAACAGGCCGAGGAAACGGCGGCUUUCGAUGAGGUGAUGAAAGACCUGAGCAUCACCAGAGCGGCACGGCUGCAGUUACAGAAGACUCAGUAUUUACAGCUGGGACAGAGCCGUGGGCAGUACUAUGGAGGAUCCCUGCCCAAUGUGAACCAGAUCGGCAGCAGCACCAUCGACCUGCCCUUCCAGACUGCUUUCCAGACAGCAGGACUGGACACAAGCCGAUCAACCCGACAUCAUGGACUGGUGGACAGGGUGUACCGAGACCGGAACCGGCUCAGCUCUCCACACAGACGCCCGCUGUCAGUGGACAAGCACGGGCGCCAGAUUGAUAGCUGUCCCUACAGCUCUGUUUACCUGUCCCCCCCACCGGACACCAGCUGGAGAAGGACCAAUUCAGACUCUGCCCUGCAUCAGAGUACCAUGAACCCCAACCCACAGGACACCUUCACAGGAGGAUCACAGGACAUGCAGCACAAAAGAGUGCUUUUAUUAACAGUACCCGGCACAGAAGAAAAUGAAUCGGAGACGGACAAAACACACCCAAAGCAAAUGUGGGACAACAAAAAGAAUGUGUCGUCGAGGCCGAAGUCCUGUGAAGUCCCGGGAAUCAAUAUAUUUCCAUCACCUGACCAGGAAACGACCUCGUCUCUGAUUCCAGCUGCUCACAACACAGGGGGGUCUCUGCCAGACCUGACAAACAUCCACUUCCCUCCUCCUCUCCCCACCCCGCUGGACCCUGAAGACUCGUCCUUCCCAGUUCUGAGCUCCUCCAGCAGCACUGGCAACCUGGCAGCCACCCUCACCCACCUGGGCAUCACCACUGCUAAUCAAGUGGUUACAACAUCACAGGCAACACUAAGUGGAUCCGGCCAGCAUCGUCAGCAGGCAGUGGGGCCGCUAACCCUGAACACAGACUCCAGGAGACAGCCACCCCAGCAACUCUCCCCCCCUCUAACCAUCUCCCAGGCUAUCGCGAUGGAGGCUCUGACCCUGGAGCAGCAGCUCCCUCUCUACACCUUCUUCACCCAGCCCAACUCACAGGCCCACACCCAGGUAGUGAGCGGCCUGCAGCAGCACAGGCUAGUGCAGCUCCCCGCCCUGUCUGUUUGCACCACAUCCACCCUGCCCCAGUCUCCUCCGGGCAGCCAGACGCAGACAUCCGUGGGCAUCGACAUCAAUUCGGCUUCACUCCAGCAGUACCGCAGUAAUGCUGGGUCGCCAGCCAACCAGUCUCCCACCUCUCCUGUCUCCAAUCAAGGCUUCUCUCCUGGCAGCUCCCCUCAACACACUUCAAUCCUUGGCAGCAUCUUUGGGGAUUCGUACUAUGAUCAGCAACUCACGGCCCGGCAGACGAAUGCUCUGUCCCACCAGCAGCCGGCAGCUCACAUCCACUGUGGAACUCCUGGGUGUAAAGAGGUGAUUGGCUUGGGGAUCGGAGGAUGCCCUCUGACCUUCAGUUUGUGGGGAGCUGCGCUGGAACAGUUCAAUAUGAUUGAGAAUCCUGUCAGCGCCAAUAACCUGUACAGCCAGUGUUCCACCCUGAACUACUCCCAGGCAACCAUGAUGGGCCUGACAGGGAGUCAUGGGAGUCUACAAGAUUCACAGCAACUGAGUUACAUGAGCCACGGAAACAUCCCCAACAUCAUAUUGACAGUUACAGGAGAGUCUCCUCCCAGCUUGUCCAAGGAACUAACCAACUCGCUGGCAGGGGUCGGUGACGUCAGCUUUGAUGCAGACUCCCACUUCCCUCUGGACGAACUGAAAAUCGACCCCUUGACCCUCGACGGACUUCACAUGCUCAAUGACCCAGACAUGGUCCUUGCAGACCCUGCCACAGAGGACACGUUCAGAAUGGACCGGCUGUAGCGUGGGACCACCCGUGGAAGGGGCCAGGGAACAGCGCCCCUUGCAGGUUCUGAGAAGAAUAGCAACCCAACUGAUUGGUCAGAUGUGUUUGAAUGGUGUGCCACUGUUGAUAGUGGCAGCUCUGUCAUGUACAAUGAAUUUAAGCUUCUUGUUCUGAGCUUAUUUUGCCACAGCGCUCAGUUUAGCGCUUGCCAUUUGUCCCUCGUCGCAGCUGAUGAACGGGAGAUUCUGCAUCGCCCAGACUUAAACACGCUUUUAAGGUUGUCGAUUUGUAUUUUGCAUCAGAUUGAGCUUUGAUCUGGCUGAAAUCAGUUAAAAAAAAAAAAAAAUCCCAAUUUAAAAAUUAUGGCAAUGUGUAUAUAAUUCUUUUCAUGACGUCUUACGUUGACCAGAUGUGUCCAGGCUGCAAUUUAAGAUGUGCAACUUCUGUCGACACCCACAUGUUCUUAACUGCUGUGUUGUAUGCUUUUGUUAUUUAUUUGCCAUUAUUUGUUACGUUUUGAAUUGACCAGCAUUCACUGCCUAUUUUUGUACCCUGCCAAACUAUUCAAUGUGAAUAGUCAUAUUUUAUUUUUAUUUUUUACUAUUUAUUUAAAAUCUACCAGCACUGGUCAACAUUUCUUUCUCUUUUUUUUAUUUUUAAGCACAAGGAGUACUAAACCUCCCCAUAGUUAAUAUUUUUGGUUCUAAAAACAGAUGUCAUGCUUAAAAUGAAACAGCACUUGUACACGUUUUAGUUUUGUAAUCCGACUAGUUUACUUUGCAGUCUACGCAGCAGAAUUAAAGGGAAUCCUUACGAUUUGUAUUAUUUUUAUAUUUGGACAAAUUCUAAAAUGUAAAUGCUACUAUAAGGUGUAAAACGAUACACUACAGCGAUGAAAACCAACUACAAUGAGUCACUGUGAUCACCCGAGUUUGCCUUAAGUAGUGAGUUUUUUGUCCGUUAGAUAAUGGGAAGAAUAUUUUCGUAAAAAAAUUGUUUUAAAUAAAAAUGUAAUUGGUGAUGAGGCAACAAAAUCUUACUCACUCUUUGCCGAGUCUAUUUUUUUACUUGCACACUAAAAGGGAUUAUGUGCAAUCCUUAAGGAAGCAUCAUGGUUGAAACUUUAACCAGCAUUCGGGAGGGGGAGGGUUAUUACUCCUUGGGAUGUCUCACUGAUAAGACAUCAGGAAGGGUGAGGCUUAUCCAGCAGGGCACCAUUACUGAUCACUACUGAGGCGAAUGUUUUGCAGUCAGUUGCAUCAUUUUUGUAUUCUGUGCAGGACAGAUUUAAUAAGCUUUGACUCUUUAAAAAAAACUGAAAAAAAUAACUGAAAAAAGAAUAAAACUGUAAUGAUACAAACAUUUAGAAAAAGACUUCUAAAUGAAACAUUUGCCAUUGUAUUUCUAAAUUUAGCACAGUAUUAAUAGCUAUGAUGAUAACUUUGAGUAAGUAGCUUGAAAUGUCAUUUCAGUGUUUUUUGGGUUUUUUUCACACAUUUGCCUCACUAUUUUGUGGUGUUUGCAAUGAAGCUGCCAGCACUGCAAACUGUCUGUGAGUAGGGGGAUUUGAAAGGUCACGUUGUCACAUGAUUUGAAUGGAAUAAGAAGGCUGUUCAGUCCUGGCAUUUAGAGUAAUCCAGACAAUCUUAAAGCCAGGCAGAUUUAGAGCAAUGAUGACAACUCUGAACCACUCACAAUGAUUGCAGACACCCUCAGAUAGUGAAGGCAAUGUAAAAAAAAAAGAGAUUGAAAUGACACUAGAAGCUACUUGCUCUUUAAAACGACUCAUUUUUGCAUUAAAUGCUACAAAGCCAUUUGGAUAGAUUUUCUUCUGAAAUGUAAAACCGUUUUGUAGAGUACUAUUCAAAACGUUUUUCUCAUUGAAUUUAUUGAGUUUCCUUUCAAAUUUCAGAAUGUAAUGUAAAUGUUUUAUACACUACUGUAGAUAAAAUGGCAGAGAUUUUAACUUCAUGAAAGUCCACCUCUGCUGAUCACUAUAAAACACUAAGGGCUGGUUUCACAGACCUGGAUUCGCACUAGUCUUGAACUUCCUUACCUAAAGUAACAUCGUUCAGUACUAACCAGGGUCACAAUAGAAGUCAUUGAAUUUUACAAGAUUGUUAGAUAUUACAGUUAGACUAUCAACUUUAAAAUGCAUCUGUAACUUCUGAACACAAAUCGUUACUUUUGACAACGUUUUUUGAUGGAAAAAUGCAAGCAAAUCAUUCUCAAUUUCUUUAAUCAGUUAUUUUAAAAAAUCCUUUCUCAACAAUCUUGCACACACUUUUAAUACUAGCUGUUACUAAGUUUGUAACAUUGCCAGUUGUAUUUUGCUUUUACAAACAGUUGUGCAAAGUGGGCUUCAGAGUAAAGUGUAAAUCUGGUCCUGUGUCUUUCGUGCCAUUUCAAAUGGUUAGCACUGUUAUGUUUGUCCUGCAGAAAACAAUGCAUAAAGCUUUGACAUAAUGCAUUACAAUGCUGUUAAUACAUAGCUUAUAUAGUAGGAUGGGACUGAGUGAAACCGUAUGCAUACAUUUUAAUAGGGAAAUAUGCAGAGACCAGUAUAUUGCAUUCCUCAGGAAUGAAAUCAAUAUACCUUUCCGUAACAUAUGGAAACUGGCACUUUGUUAAGAUUGCUGGAUUAGCAGUAUAGGGGCAGUGUCCCAACCAGAAUGUAUUUAUUUGUUAUCUUAAACCUAAGGUAAGGUCUCUGUUACAUCUGUAAGACCCAAAGGUGGACCUGUUUCUAAGAUUUAUGUACAAAACUGUACAUGAUGAGUCAGUGUGUGUGUAUUUAUAUAGCUAUAUCUAUCUAUCUAUAUAUAUAAACCAUAUUGCAGCAGUUUCUCCCCUUAUUUUCAAUCUGAAAACUUUCCGAAGGUGAGCCAGUGCUGUGUUCCCUCAAUGGCUCUGUCUUUUUGCAUCUGUGACACCAGUGGUGCAGCAUUAAACCUAAGAGGGUCAUGGAUUGAUUUCAUGUUUUUAAAAGACUGUUAAGUGGUACACCAGCUCCAGUAUUUACUGUUGCAUUUCUAACCCAUUAGUUAACAUUAUAAUUCGAUUACAGUAGCCAGUGACCUAGGGAUAUAGGUGUAUAAACGCAUGAAUGUAUUUAUGUAUGUAUGAACAGUACCAACACAAAUUAUGGAAACCACUGAUUUACUGAACUUGGGGUGUGGAUUUUAUUGCCCAUUUUUCCUCGCUCAAACCCCUUACUAAUAUCUUGGUAUACCUGAAUAGGUAAUCUCUUCAAAACUAUGCAUAAUAUUUUAAUGACAAUUCAUCUCACCUGGUACACCGGAAAAAAUAUCUUUCUCGGAAAGCUGUGCAACUGGGCAUGGGCAGUUUACUGCCAGGUAACCUCACUCGGGCUACUUCACAUACUAAAUAUCUUUGUAUCCCUGAAUAGAUAAUAUUAUUUUAAUGAGCACUCUGUCCACACAGUGUUACCCCAAAAUAUGACCCACCUACUACCUUUGUAUGUAUGUAUGUAUUUAUCUGUCAUGCAUACCCUCCAACAAUUCAUAUAUUGAUAUUCUUAAAUAUAAAAUCAUUACUUCUUAAAAACACGCAGGUUAUUUCAACUGAGCAAUCUGCCUCAAACAAUUUAUACCAAUACAGAAUUACAGUUGGGCAUUUUUACCCCAUAAAACGGUACUGCAAAAAUGAGUUCCCCCCUGUGCGAGCUUCCCUGCUGACCGCUGUUUUAACUAAUGUGAGGCAAAACACUGUUAGAUUAGUCUUUGAAAACAUCUUCUGUAUGAAAAUACAAUAAUAGUUAUACUGUGGCACAAGAGUAAUGGGUUAAUUUUAAAGUUUAAAUUUAAAAUGUUUCUUUUAGAUGAAUAAAGUCCAACCCCUUAAGCAGCUACUCACUGGGAUCAGAAAAUAAUCUUGACUUCCUUGAGGGUUUAAUGUUGAAACUGAAUACCGUGGACUCCCCCCUCGUCCUAUUUACCACUCCACCCCACCCCCCACCCCUUGUGCAGCUGUUUUUUUAAUAGUUCAGAAUUCUUCUUGGGAAUUGCCUUGCCUGAAAUGUUGCUAUUGAUUACAUAGGGCUAGUUUACCCUGCUCUGUGUGUGUGUGUGUCUGUCUAUAUAUAUAUAUAUAUAUAUAUAUAUAUAUAGGUGUUGAUUCUGGCUUCAAAAUCUGCAUUAGAAUGGCAUUUUAAACAUGCAUGAAAACGAUGCAGUAUUAUCAGUACUGUUUUGUAGUGAUGCUUGUGCAUGUUGGUUAAUCUGUUCCCAGCAUUACUUCAAGGUUUUGUGUACUAAACUUGUCUUUUUAAGUUGUAAAAAGAUCAUUUGUAUUGCCAUCGAAGAUUUGAUAUUUCAGUUGAAUCAGGACAUUGGAACCCAUCUCCAUUGACCUAUAUUAGCAUGCAGCUUUUAAACUUCACAAAAUGUCCUGUCAUGAUAACACUUCGAGAAAGUGGCUACCCCUUUUCCAUUAUGUGAAAAAGUAGUUUGGGCAAAAUGUGUGUCUUGUGUUUAGCUGUUAUUGUCAUUGCAGUGUUAUUUAUGUUUUGUAGUUGUAGGCAUGUAAUGCAUGUUGUUGUUUUUUUGUUUUUGUUUUUUUAAAGGCCAGCACGACAUUUAUGAUGACAUGUACUAUAGACCAUUUUUACCUUUUUAAAAAUGUGUGGACUUUAUAUAUUGCAAAUGGAGCACUACGUUCGUUUAUAAUUUGUUUCCCUUUUUAAAAAGACCUGUUUUCUUGCUAGGUUCUAGCUGUGAUGUUAACUGCCUUAUACCUCUAGACUUGGCAGACAUGGGUGUAAAGUACUGAAUAGAAGUAAUACCUUGACUUUGUUUUACAUUACUUAAGGAUUAGCUUCAAACAGCGUUUGGUUUUACUGCCCUCUUAUCUUUGUGUGAUGUUUGCAAUCGUUCUGAAUGGUUCUUUCUGCAAUUACACAAAUACGGUGUGGCUUUCAUUUUCUGAUAACUCUGUCUUGUGUUCAGGAGCUGCUCUUCAGUUCUAGUUGCCUGUCAUAGACACAUAGGCUAGCUCAGCCAUUUUUAUAUUAGUAAGCACCAGCACCAUCUAGUGCACAGGGUGGUAUUGCAGGAAAUCUGAAUGAAACUUGUUUGAAAAGUGGCAGCUCACUAGAUGGCACUGGUCUAGACGCUUGAUCAGACUAUGGUACAUAUAUAUCUAUGGGAGUCAGCAAGAACUGAAGAGCAGCUUCUGAACUUGAAAGCACCUUAACACAGACUUACCAAAAUAUAUCAGAGCACAGUAUUUGAGUAAUUACAAUAAGAAUCACUUAGAAUAAUUGCUAACAUCAAAACAAGGUAAAAUUGGAAGCUGUUUACUUUUUGUUUUUUGUUUAUCAUAAACAUUUUGCUUAAAUGUGUUGAGUGAAAAUGGAAUAUGGGGUAACAAUUGUAUUGCUCUUUUGUAAUUUCUAUCCUGUAAAUAAAGCAUAUUUAGGAAAAAAAAACAUGCUGAAAUGAGCAGUAAAAAAACCAUCAUAUUUGAUUUUGCCCUGAACACAUUUAAAGAAAACCUUUAGAACAUAUAAGAAUUUUAGACUGGGACUGUGUACAAAACAAAAUCAAAAAAUGUAUUUUUAAUUUUUUUAAUCCUUAAGAAAACUACUGUGCCUAAUUCUGCCAAGCCUACCUAUACUCUGUUGCUGUGGGCACUUUUUAAAAGCUUUUUUAAAAAAAAAAAAUAAUAAUAAUAAUUAUUUAUAUUUGUUUUUCGUCAAUGACAAAAAAAAUAAUGUGAAUGACAAACGCACAGUGAUUUUCCACCCCGCUGUCUCUCCUUCCUGAGAGUAAAAUAAACCUGGUUCUCCAUCAAAUCAUCAAAGAAAAGAGAGGAACACUUUUCAGUACGGUUGAAUAUGUGUUAUUUAUUUUAUUGGUUUACAUAUUUUUUAUAGUCUUUUUCUAAAUGCUGCCAUAUGAAUGAAUACGAACAUGGCCGUUUUUGCAUACCUUUCAGGCUGUUUGUUUUCCAAUAUUUGCCCCAGCUAAACGCCUGGCUGUGAUCCAGCACUGUUUUAAUGUUUCUGCAUGUUUGUUUUUAUUAAGUCUAGUAGGUCAUUUGGAAACAGCUAUAUGAUGAGGAUUCUUCUGUGAACUAGUUGCGGAAAAAAGGGGCUACUGCAGCUUUUACAAAAAAAGAAAGAAAGAAAGAAAGAGUGAUGUCCCUGGUAUUUAUUCCAUUGACUUUUCUCUAAACAAUGCUGUUAUUUUUUCUUGCAGUUCUGUAAAGACGUCUUGUAUGCACACCCUAUGAUUGCUAAAGCUUUGUUCUGUAAAGACCGAAGAUUGUUAAAGCUCUCAAAACUACAGCGAUUUCAGUAGUAAAACCCAGUCAUAGUAUUCUUUGCUGUGGAAAAAAGAAAUAUCUUUUUUAUGACCACUCAGAGUAGAGGGAUUGUUUUUCACCCAGUCUGUGUACAGUAUACUCUGUUUAUUCACCCGAGCCAGCACAGCUUCAUCUAAACACUAUUGCAUCCAGAAUCUGAAAAAUGGGGACCCUUAUGCACUGAUUGUGUCCAUUUGCCUGUGGAUACAAUAACUGACUUGAUUUUGCCCAGAUCUUAAUUUUGCUAUUAUCUGAUGAACUUGAUUUCAUACAGUAAAACCUGUCCAAUCCAACAUCGCUUGGGACUGGAACAUUUAUUACUGUACAUAUAUUAUAGUAAACACAAUGCCUCAAUGAAAUCUGUACCUGUUAUUCGCACGAUCCUGUUUAAACCAUUCCCACAGAAAGACGUUCACUUGAUCCUAUUGUACCUGCAUGUGGCAUUCAGGUUGUCUACAUGUUGCUUCAAAUGCAUCUUCUCAGAAUGUCUCAAACGGUUUGCCUUGCAAUUUCGAAUUUGUGUUGUUUUUGGUAAACUUUCAGCUUUUUUGAUCAAAGCAUUUUUUUCUAUGCUUUUAUCAAAAGACAGCUCAUAGAGUGGAAGGUUACACAGUGUAUUUGCUGUUCAACGUUACACAGUGUAUUUGCUGUUCAACAACUGCACAUUCAGCAUGGCGCUGGUGGGACAUGCGAGCCUAUAUGCAACCUAUCGCUUUAUUUGAGUUUUUUUAGUACUAGUUUAAAAUGUACAAAAGAACAAUCACAUGGCCCGGUGGCAGACUGCAGUGUCAGAUUUCCGUUGGUUUUAAGCCAAGGGGACACUAGUCUAUAUCUUGCUAGAAAAUGUAGAAUGAAAUCUGUUGCUUCUACACUGUUGCUUCAGAUUUCAGGGGACACUGUAGAUAGAAUGCUGAUGGAUGGCCAAUGAGAUGUGUAAAUAAAACUAAUUGUAAAUAGAGUGAUGUUGAAAUGUGAUUAUUGUUAUAGUUUUUUUUUUUAUUAUAUUAUUUUGAACAGAAUUCAUAAUUAUGCCAAAUGAGGAUUAUUAUGUAUUUAUAUUCUACACAUCAGAUAUUGGUAACUGUGUAACAAUAUUUGCAAGUUGUGUCUGCUGAACUGCAAUGUUCAAAAGGCUUGAAACAAAAGUAGGACUCGCUUUAUCCAUUACUAUGAAGUUGUAUCAAAUGAAAGCCUUUAUUUGUGACAAAAUGACCACUGAAAACACAACUUGGAAACUUAAACGCAACACACCGUUAACACACUGCUGCAGUUUAACAUGAACGCUCCAAUGCUUCAGCAUUGGCACCAAACCGGCUUUUUUUUUUUUUUUGUAAUUUCUAGAAUUAGACUAUAAUGCCAAAACAACAUUGUUUAAAACGGUUCAUAAUAGUAAAUCUUUUUUAUUCAAGGAAUAUAAUAUUAAUAAUUGUCGACUUUAAAGCCGCUCCACUACAUCUCGUGGCAUUAACUGACACAUUGGUCUUGAACUUUCAAGAAUGGACCGAUUUAACACUUAUUGACUUGCCUAUACCACCUAUAGAUUUAUUUUUAUUUUUUAAAUCACCCUGAAAAAAAUCGAUAAGGAGAGUCACCCUCACAAUAUCGCACAUGGCUCCACAUUCAUUUUCCCCAUCUCUUUUUUUCUUCUAUAAAGUUAGUCGUUGCCAAUGAUUUUUACCCAGUUUUCUCCCCAAUUUAGAAUCGCCAGUUGUGGUGUUAUUAAUCCUGGUUCACCACUGCAACCCCCCGGCGACUCUGGAAACGGAGGCUGAAACAUGCGUCCUCCGAAGCGUGUUCCUGCCAAUCCAUCAAUCCACAGUGAAGCCAUCAGACCUAUAGUGCCGGAGGACAACACACAUCUGAAUGGCUCCACUGCAGACCCGCAGGUGUCCUAUCAGCCACAGGGGUCGCUGGUGCGCGGUGAACCGUGGAUUGCCCUGCCGACCUAAGCCCUCCCUACCUGGGCGGCGCGCGACUGAUUGUGUGCUGCCCCCUGGGAACCCCCGGCCACGGCCGGCUGUGACAUAGCCUGAUUUCGAACCUGCGAUUUCCAGGCUAUAGGGCGCAUCCUGCAGUCCACGCGGAGCGCCUUUACUGGAUGCGCCACUCGGGAGCCCUUCCACCUCUUUGAAAAAAAAGGUAGUCCCAUUACUUUUUACAUCACUUUCAUUGGCUGAUUUGUUCUACAAAAUCAACAGUCCUUUGAUACAGUUGCUUGCAACAAAGGCCCUGUCUACACCACCUGAUCUGGAGAACCGUAUUCGAAACCACUCUAAUAAAUCCAGUUUAUUUCAAACAGAGCUGACAAAUUACGUGAAUUGUUCAUCCCCGGUCCUACUUAUAACUUGCAUUUCAUUUUUGCAGUCGCCUAAUUUAACGUUGUGCUUUUGUUAUUGUCCCCACUAGUUUUAAUAGAGAUUAGAUAUAAGAGAAUAGAUCUAAUUUAGAACCGAACUCGAGACUACCCCUGAGGUGGUCUCGAGUGUGGUUCUCGAGUACGGUAUUACACACUGUGUAGUGUAGACGCUAGCCGUAUUUAGCACUUUUAAGUAGGUUUAAGGGCAACUAAUACAGUUUAAAGCAGGGGUCUCCAAUCCUGGUCCCAGAGAGCCAGUGUCCCUCCUGGUUUUUGUUCCAACUGUACUCUAAAUUAAUUAAUUGGUCCAAUUUAGCUUCUAAUAAGCACUUCAUUGGUCCAAUUAAAUAAUUUAGGGCAUAGUUGGGACAAAAACCAGGAGGGACACCGGCCCUCCAGGACCAGGAUUGGACAGCCCUGGAUUAAAGGCAUAGUGUGGACAGGGCCUAAGUUGCCUGAAACUUGUAGCUUGCAUGUCACGUUCUACAAAAAAAAGUAUCCCUUUCUACAUUUUUCUAGUAACAUGUAGACUAGUGUCCCCUCAGCUUUAGACAGACAAGACUUACAAAUCAUGCCAGAUUCCAGAAUAGAUAGGCUCCAGAUUGUAGAGGGGAGCACACCAUUCAUUUCAAUAGGGAUUGUAGAGAGGAUCCCACCAUUCAUUUCAACAGAGAUUGUAGCAGGGAUUGUAGAGAGGGUCACACCAUUCAUUUCAAUAGGGAUUUGGUCGAGACCCAGAAGUCUUGCAGUUCAGAAUGCCGGUAUGUAGAGGGUCUGGAUUAGACAGGUUUUACUGUACAGAUGUUUUUUCCAUUUCACGUAGGCACUUAUUAGGGCCCGCUGAUCUGAUCCUUGGUGUCCAAGGUACAAUAAGAAAUGUACGUGUUUAAGUUCUGUUUUGUACAUUCAAAUUCAGAUAACGAAACCAUGGCAGCUUCCUCUGUGUUAGACUGGCAAUAUUAAGCGUAAUGUGAACUAGAAAUUACAAUUAGCAACUUAUUAUUGAAUCGUUGCAGAAUAUGACCCAGGUAACUAUGGAUGGGGUUUAGCAUGGCCUGAAUUCUUGGCUCAGUCUUGACCAUUUUAGUUGCACAUUUUAACAAGGUGAUGAGAUACACGGCUGGGUCCAUGACAGUGCAACAUUUCCUCAGGUACGCUACAGGGGGCUUUAGCUACUCUGUAUUAACUGGGAAUUGAUGUGUUUAGAAGCUUUAGGGGUCAUCUCAAAAUGCUUAUAACAGAUGCUGUUGAAGACAGCAGCCUGUUUUUUUUGGACACGGGGUUCAAAGCGACUUGGGAUUUUAUUAAUCCUUUACUUUUUUUCUUGCUGUUUACGUCUCAUCCGAAGGACGGAGCACAAGAAUGUUAAGUGACUUGGUCAGAGUCACACACGAUGAGUCAGUGGCUGAGCUGGGAUUCAGCUGGGACCCUCCUGGUAAGAAGCCUCUGCUCUAACCACAAUCCUACAUAUGAUCUAGCCUGUUGCAUAUAUCUUUGGGAGGCAACUACAACUGAAGAGCAGCACCUGAACUCAGGUGAUAGCACUCUGACACAGAUAUCCAAAAAAUAAGAAAGUGUUAUUUGCAGAUUACGCAUUAUAGUUAAUAAGGUGAUGCACUAGAUUUUAGGAUUUAAAACACUAUUUGGAAGUAACAUGAUGACAGUUCAGACUCUAUAAUUCUUAGAGCCCCUCCACUACUUGUGCUCCCUGGGGUCAGUUGCAUCAUCAUGAUUCUCUGGGUUCAGCAAAGAUCUCUGAAAAGUGGCUUGCGGAUUCUAAUAUGGACCUUCUGACAUCCAAAUUCCUACUGAUUAACCAACCCGUUGAGUAGCCACUAGGUGGAGUACACACCCUGUUUGAACCUGGAUCCUUUUAAGAAUCCAGUUAACCCCAGGAAGAACGAGCUGUGAAAAUGUAUUCGGGGGAAUGUGCAUGGAAAGCUUGAAAUAACUGUCCUCCUAUGCUGCCAAUUAUUUCCGUGGCUAUUGCUUUCAAACUGUAUGCAGCCACCACAAGGAAUGACAGCACACUAAUCAAGAUGUAUUGGUGUGCUACUUCAAAUGCUCAGUACCUGAUUUCAUGUUUACAAGAUAAAUACAAUAUAAAUAAACUUUUAACUUUAGAAGACACUUGGAUAUUUGAAGACGAUAUGUAUGGCUCCUUUGAACAAAUUGUUUACAUUGUGUACAGAUUUAGACAGCGUAUUGGCAUUCAAUGAGAAGGGCUUGCUUUGUCAGCUUUACUCGUAACACUGGCAGCUACAAUGUGUUUCUGUAACACUGCUCAUACACUGCUGCUGUUCAGAGAGCAGAGCUGUACACUCACUCACUCACUAUACACACCUUGGGUGCAGCUCUUGGAUCCCGGUAGUUUUGAGGAGCUGACCCUUCAAAAGUCUGGUUCAUUUAUUAUUGUGCUUUUUAUAUAAAAUGGAAAAUCAAAGUUGGCUUUAGCUGUGUGUGAUCUGAGAAAUGAUGUGAAAGCUUAAUUUGAAAAAGUACAUUUGUAAGUAUUUUUGUUGUGAGGGCUUCUGUCUUUGUAUCUUUGCAUUACUAUUUGUAAAUGAAAUGUAAUAAAAGUUCAAUUCUUUUCGUCA